Molecule: messenger RNA, 1020 nt
Organism: Olea europaea var. sylvestris
Lineage: Eukaryota; Viridiplantae; Streptophyta; Magnoliopsida; Lamiales; Oleaceae
Product: WEB family protein At1g75720-like
Exons: 1
Coding region: 72-758 (228 amino acids)
Source: RefSeq, a predicted model, not a curated record
CAAAGAAAACUAACUGAAACCAAACCUAUCAUCUUCCUAUAUUUUACCGUAUUCUCCCUUUUUUACACAAUAUGGAACCCCAAACUGAUUUCGACUGCCAUGAGAAGCCGGUUGCGACCAUGGAUUUCCUUUCUAAGGUCGAUAGUUCACGCCCCUUUCGCUCGGUAAAAGAGGCGGUCGCCAUUUUUGGCGAGAAAUUCCUGGCUGGAGAAAUCUAUUCACCAAAGCCUUUCACGUUUCCGAGGCAAGAAACCCCAUAUUUUUCACCAACCCCACAAAAUCUCCAAGAACCUUCAUGGAAAUCCUCGCCCAGUCCGCAAGAUUCCAUUUACAGCAAUGAAAACUCGCUUGUCGAUACUGUAAAAAAGCUCGAAUCCGAGCUUGAAGAAACGAAAACAGAACUGAAUUUACUCAAAGAAAGAGAGUCCGAAACUGAGGUGGCACUGGCUUCAUUGAAUGCUGAGUUGCACAAGAACAUGUCAAAACUAGCAAAGGCCGAGGCGGAUAUGGCUGCCAAGGCGGCAACAGCAGCGGUGGCUUCAUCAAGAUCAGCAGAAACUUCACAAAGCUUAGCUCAAAUUCUGAGUAUUGCUGAGGAAAAGGAAAAAUUGUUUACAGGGAGGAAGAGGGAAGGAAAAGUUAUGAAAAAGAAAGUGAAACCAAUAAUUCCUCUUGUGGGAGAUUUGUUUUCCAGGAAAAAGGGUUCAUCUACAAGUAUGAAUAAUCCUCUUUUUGCAUCCUCUCAUGUGCAAUUCUAGAAUUGAGAAGAAAAAAAAAUGGAAGUUCAAUUUCAUCACACAGUAAAUUAAUUAUGGUGUGUCUCAGGGGUGAUGAAAUGCAAUUAUUUCUAUUUUUAUAUGUAUUUUUUGAAUUUGAGAAAAAGGAAAAACAAUGUGGGGGAAUUAUUAGUUGGUAAUGAAGGCCCCAGCCCUAUCAUUUGAUGUGGUUUAAAUUCUGUAAAUGUGUGUUUUUAUAGUCGUUUGCUUGUAAUUUUUCAAUUAAGAAUAUAUCUUUUGACCA